This is a messenger RNA of Trichophyton benhamiae CBS 112371, 753 nucleotides long. RefSeq lists its product as uncharacterized. Bases 1 to 753 code for a protein of 250 amino acids. The transcript has a single exon. The record is from RefSeq and is a predicted model, not a curated record. NCBI's taxonomy places the organism in Eukaryota, Fungi, Ascomycota, Eurotiomycetes, Onygenales, Arthrodermataceae.
AUGAUGGGAAGCAGACUGGAAGCUGGAGGUGAGGCAGAGCAAAGGAAGAAUCAAGAAAAGAUGGCUGGUGAAGAAGAAGCAAGCAAGCACGCAAGCAAGCGCUAUCGGACGCUGUUUAUUGGAUGGAAGUCGGCGGCGGGCAGCAACUCGCAGCAGAGACAGACGCAGAAGGACGCAGAGGACGCAGAGGACGCUGCAGGUAGAGCUACAAAGAGAGAAGCUGUCGGUUAUAGUCAAUUAGUAACUCAUCCUGUAACUACUCCGUACAGCAGACAGCUGCAAUACGAGGGCCAGCAACAGCAACAGCAAGCAACAGCCAACAACAAGAAGACCGAGCUUCGUCCACCAAAGCUGCCUCUCGUCUUCGUCCCAUGGAACCUGAAGGACUCACGUGUGGCGAUACCUGCAGCGCCCGUAGCGGUACCUCAGCCUCUGCGGCAGCCCCUGCGGGCGGCGGAGUAUCGCUACCGGCACGAAAGUCACUGGCGAAGCUCGAGGCCGGGUAGCUUUCCUGGUGACGUUCUAGAAGAAGAAGAGAAGCGGCAGAGAAGCGAGCGAGGGCGACCGUGGUUUCUUGUCUCUUGUCGCUCUGUUUUGCGUUCGCUCGGGCUCGUCUCGACGUCAUCGCGGCCUCUUCGCCUACAUCUAUCUACCUACCUGGCCUCAGACCCUCCAUCUUCAGCCUCUGCUGCCUCUUGCGUCUCGUCUUCGUCUCUGCCGUCUUGCUUGCUCGCUGCGAAACAGAUAACUUAA